Molecule: messenger RNA, 1922 nt
Organism: Coregonus clupeaformis (lake whitefish)
Lineage: Eukaryota; Metazoa; Chordata; Actinopteri; Salmoniformes; Salmonidae
Product: epidermal growth factor-like protein 7
Exons: 8
Coding region: 577-1365 (262 amino acids)
Biological process (GO): anatomical structure development
Cellular component (GO): extracellular region; cell surface
Molecular function (GO): calcium ion binding; signaling receptor binding
Source: RefSeq, a predicted model, not a curated record
AUUCCACUUCCUGUGUUUGUUAUUGGCUGUCACUUAUUGGUCGUUCAGCUUUGGUCCUUGGGACGGCAUGGCUACAUGGGGGACUAGCUUCAGUUACACACUAGCCACUUACUUAAUUGGGAGCUGUUUAUUUAAAAAGGUAUUUGCUUCUCUUGACAUUCUCACCCUGAGUAAAUGUGUACUGGUUGGCCAGAUAACAGUUCUUAGAUGAUUAGACUUAGGUCAACUCUGAGGAGAUGCAGGUUCUAUUUUUGAGAUCUCCGUUUAUUUCAACAGAGACCAAAACAAACUAGAGCCCUCACGAGAGGUCAAACGGCGAUGAAAGGUCAGAGGUGACUCUCAACUCGGACACUUUCAGUGGCGAUUACAUUGGCCAAUCAGCAUCAAUUACAUGUCAGCUAACCUCCACUGACACAUAGAGACCUCAAGGUCACGUCAUCAAUUGAGAGUUAAAAUGCUUGCUGGACUGUUUAGUUUCCAGACUGGUUAAGAGACCACAGACUGGUUCAGAGACUACAUACUAGGGUUGAAACACAGUCUCAAACGGUCCCCUGAUGCAGCACAAUCUAUAGGUGAAUGCUUCAGAGGAGGAGGGUGUGUGGCAGAGAUGUCCGUCACAGCAGUGUAGUCACGGCGACAGAGUCGUUCGUCCAGCCUGUUCACAAGCCCUACAUCACCCUGUGUCAGGGCCACCGCUUCUGCAGCACCUACAAGACAGUGUACAGGGUGGCGUACCGUCAGGUGACCAGAGCGGCGCCAGUCUCACACUCUUACCCAGAAUGCUGCCCGGGCUGGCGACAACUCCACUCACACAACUGUAACCAAGCGGUGUGUGUCCAGUCUUGUGUGAAUGGAGGAACUUGUUUAAGACCCAACCACUGUGCCUGUCGUCUGGGCUGGAUAGGACGACACUGCCAAACAGAUGUGGAUGAGUGCAGUGAGCAGCAGCCCUGUUCUCAUCAGUGUGUGAACAUGGCAGGCAGCUACCGCUGUGUUUGUAGAGAGGGCUACAGGCUGGCAAGAGACAGCCACUCUUGUGAGAGCCUUCCUCCUCCUCCCGCCCCUCCCACCCGCCCCAGCCAGGCAGCAGCAAACGAUUACAGACCCCCCUCCAGUGAUACAGGUGGAGGGGUCACAGAGGAGGUACAGAGCCUGAAGAACAGAGUAGAGCUGCUAGAGCAGAAGCUCCAGUUGGUCCUAGCCCCCUUCACCAGUCUGUUCCCGAUGUCGCUGGACGAGGGCGUGUCUGAGAAGACCAGCUUCCUGUCUCACUCCUUCCAGCAGCUGGACCGCAUCGACUCGCUCAGCGAACAGAUCGGCUUCCUCGAGGAACGCCUCGGAACCUGUUCCUGCCAGGAAAAUUAGACACAGAACAUGACUGGAUGAAAACCAACCGGACUUCACACAAGUCUGAAUCCACAACACAAUAACAAUAGGAAUGGAAUGAUUGCCCCAGCCCAGGAAUAUGGUAGGAGGAAGAAUGUUAGCAGAACAUAGGCCUACUCAACGUUUGUGUAUUCAUGUUCCUAUACCAGCCCAAAGUUUUGCUCUUGAGAACCCAAGGCAUUAACAAGGCAUUCUGCCUUAUCCCAAGGGUUCUCAAUUUCUGGUUUCCGUGUUUUAGGUUCACAUCAGUGCAGCUGGUUCCACUGUCAGAGCCACCAUGGUGGGUCUCACAUGGACAUCUGUAUUUGUCUAUUUAAGUUAUAAUUCCUUGUGCUUAUCUAAUAGAGCUACAAUAGACAGUUGGCUUUUUUUCUUUUUUUUUUACAUAGCUUUGUAACUUUUUGUAAUAAAAUUGAUUAAUCAAAAAUGUCUAGUAGAGGAUUUAUUGUGUGAAUGUAGAGUUUAUGUGAAUCCACGUGGAAGAAAUAUAACUAUAUAGAUCGAGAUCUCAUUUUGACCACUCAACGAACACAUUC